GGGGGGGGGGAGCGGAGCCCGGCGGUUGUUUACCGGGGAGGGGAGAGCCGGGGCAGGUCUCGCCGAGCACAGCCGGGGCUGCUCCUCGCCCUCCGCGCCGAGGAUGCUGCGCGGGGCCCCGCGGCUCGGCGCGGUGCUGCUGGGCUCGCUGCUGCUGCUGGCCUCCGCCCGGGGAGCAGAGGAGUGCCUCCGCGGCGACGGCGCGUCCUACCGCGGGAGCCGGAGCGUGGCCUCCGGAGGAGCCCCGUGCCUCAACUGGGGGCUGGCGGUGCGGAGCGGGCCCGGCGCCGAGCUCCCGGCAGCCGCCGAGGAUCACAACAGCUGCAGGAACCCCGACGGCGCCGCCGCGCCCUGGUGCUACGUCCGAGGCUCCGAUGGGGUCCCCGAGAGGAGACCAUGCGACAUCGCCCCCUGCCCAGAUGCUACUGCUACCACAGUCCCAGUCCCUACAGCAGAAGUUAAUAUUUCUCAGGAGGUCAACCAGGUGUUUGAACCAGCUGAUACCUUGCCCUCCCGGAGCGAGGCAGCCGCUGUGCAGCCAGUCAUUGGGAUAAGUCAGAGAGUGCAGAUGAACUCCAGAGAAAAGAAGGACUUAGGGACACUAGGGUAUGUGCUGGGGCUGAUCAUGAUGGUGAUAAUCAUUGCCAUUGGAGCUGGCAUUGUCCUGGGAUAUAUCUAUAAGAGGGGAAAAGACCUGAAGGAAAAGCAUGAGCAGAAAGUUUACGAGCGUGAAAUGCAGCGCAUCACACUGCCACUCUCAGCGUUCUCCAAUCCUGCCUGUGAGCUUGUAGAUGAGAACACAAUUGUGGUGCACACUAACCAGACGCCUGUGGAGGAAACACAUGAUGGCAGUGGCCCACUCAUGGGGCAGGCAGGUACCCCUGGUGCCUGAGCAGCUGGGGCAGGAGAGGUGCAGGCUGAGCGAAGCUUCCAGCUUCCCACUGCGAGUGUGGGGGUUGCGUGUGUUCAUUUCUAUUUCGUUUUCUUUUUGAUGAAAGCCAGAUGAAGGUGAUGCAGAGGGACAGAGCAAUGGGCUAUUCAUCACAAUCUGUUUGAGGGGCACCAUUCAGUGCAUGACCAGCUGGGGACUGGUGGGGUGGACCCUGCUGCGUCCUCCCACCUAUCUCCACAGAGUGCCAAGGAGCUGGAGGGGAUGAUGGGCCAGGCUCGCACCUAGCCACAGAUCCCCUAGCCCAGAGUGUGGUCUUGGCUUCCUUUUUCUGUUCCUUUCCUAUUUAAUGGUGUGCACUGUUACGUUUCAGCCUGGAAGCCCAGGAGGGAGCAGUACUGCAGGGACUGAGGGGAGCUUCACAUCAGACUUAGCUAGAUAAUUACACUCUGAUUAUAGUUCCUGCCUUUUUGCUUCAGUGGCUGAGAGCUGGAGACACUAUCCAGAAUCCUGCUACUAGAACAGGCUUUUUUAAAUGUUUGUUUGUUUUCCCCAAAUAAGUAUUUGAGGGAUGGCUCUGACCAGAAACAGUACGUUUAGCCCUAGUGUAAAAUUUGGAAAAGCUCUUCUCAAGCUCUCGAAAAAUCCAGGUCUUCCAGGGCUGAGGCCACUUCUCCAUUUUCCUGCGGUGCUACAUGCACAGCCACAGUUGUAGGUGUCCAAGUGGUCUGCUUCCUGCUCACUUACACAGAUCAGGAGACCAAAAGGCCAGCAACAGAUAGUUCUGGAGUAAAGAAAAAAAACCUGCACCCUUCUGUUACCUACAGCAGGUUGAGCACUGAGGAUAGACAUCUAAGUUCCCUUGACUUUCUACAGGGCUAGCUCUGGACAGAGUGGCCAAGCCAGCUGUAGAGGUCACGCUGACCAUGAGGCAGCAGCUCCUGCUCUUCUGGCUGUAAGGGCAGCUGCUCUUGCAAGAUCCUGAAGUUACAGCAUGGCUUCUGGCCCAGCCCUCUUCACACACAGCUUGUGCAGCAAGCCUGCUUGCUUACAGAGCCUGGCCUUAUAAGAGAGGUUUUGUAACAACUUUUAUCAGCAUUCCAGGGACUUUGGAAAGGAUGGCUGCUGCAGCAUCUCCCAGAUGGCACCGAGGCAAGGCCAGUUCAGGGAAACACCUAUCCCCACCUCAGGGGAAUCAAGCCAUUCAAGUAAGUUUUCUAGCCAUCUGCUUUAUAGCUGAGGGCCUAACAGGGAAUAGCACUUGGCAGCAGGGGUUUUAGUGUUAAUGUUUGAUUCAGGAAAGGGAAACAUUUUAUUUUUAAAUGCCUUUGAAUACCAUUUCUUUGUAAACGUUUUAAAUACCUCAGUAUGAGAAGGUGCAGAUUGUGCUACCUUGUAUUAAAGCUUAAAAGAAAAAUGCUCUGUA
Oxyura jamaicensis (ruddy duck) is the source of this 2315-nucleotide messenger RNA. RefSeq names its product phosphoinositide-3-kinase interacting protein 1 (gene PIK3IP1). The coding region runs from base 104 to 892 and encodes 262 amino acids. Lineage: Eukaryota; Metazoa; Chordata; Aves; Anseriformes; Anatidae. The record is from RefSeq and is a predicted model, not a curated record. The transcript is spliced from 6 exons. Gene Ontology annotation, molecular function: endopeptidase activity; signaling receptor binding.